Messenger RNA from Fulvia fulva, 318 nucleotides. Its product is annotated as Ecp28-3. The transcript has 3 exons. Lineage: Eukaryota; Fungi; Ascomycota; Dothideomycetes; Mycosphaerellales; Mycosphaerellaceae. The record is from RefSeq and is a predicted model, not a curated record. Bases 1 to 318 code for a protein of 105 amino acids.
AUGCGUGUCCUGUUCACCACCCUCUCAGCAUUGGCUCUCUUCUUCGCCGCUAGUGUUGAAGCAUGUGCUAACUACGAAGAUUGCAAAUGCCAUGUGCCAGGCACUGACCUGCAGAACAAUGAAGCCACACAAAAGGCUUGCGAUCAGUACGCCAGAGACCACAACGCUCAGGCCAAGUUCUCUGCGGACCCUCAUCAUCAGUGUACCACGAGUGGACUUAGCAAUGGAGUGAUCGAUAACUGCGACUUUGACACUGCUUGCAAAGCUCAGGGAGAUUUUGAGCAGUACUGCUGGCACAAAGUCGGACCUUUCGAUUAG